Engraulis encrasicolus (European anchovy) is the source of this 373-nucleotide messenger RNA. Its product is annotated as integrin alpha-5-like. The transcript has 3 exons. Lineage: Eukaryota; Metazoa; Chordata; Actinopteri; Clupeiformes; Engraulidae. The annotation marks the transcript as partial. The record is from RefSeq and is a predicted model, not a curated record.
UGUGUCUCGUCCGGAUAAACUCCUCUUCCCUCCCGCCGACUGGAGGCCGACCAACAGGUGGAUAGAACAGGACAUCGGCCCCCAGAUGCUACAUGUCUAUGAGCUGGUGAAUAAUGGUCCCAGUACUCUGAGUGUGUCUACCCUGGAGCUGCGGUGUCCUCGUCAGGUGGAGGGCCAUGGCCUGGUCUAUCCUCUAGAGGUCAGCACUGAGGGCCCGCUCAACUGCACCACCAAGAACAUCAUUAACCCCCUCAGGGUCAAGCUCCAGCCCUCCCCGUCAGAGGAGCCCCCAUCGCUGGCGUCGACCGGCCCCUCUCCCCCCCGCCAGAGCAGGGAGCUGCCCCGCGACCAGCUGUCUCAGCUCAGCAACCUG